UUUUAAUAAAUAUAAAGACACGUGUAAUUUUGUCUUGACUAGCCAAAAAAAAAAAGUAUUAUUCCAAGUUGUGAAGCUCACGUAUAAUGUAUAAGCUUGUCGACCAUUAAGAGUUAAGGAGCUCCCUAUAUAUAAGGUUUAUGAAGUUUGACAUUUAUUACUAACGAUUUGUAUAAGUGUAGCAAAAGAAAAACAAAAAAAAAAAAAAAUGGGUCGUCAGAUAAAUUUCAUGGUGGUGGUGGUGGUGGUGGUAGCAACCAUGACGGUGAGAUCGACAAUGGCGGGUUACAGUGCGUACACACCAUCGACCUCCUACACGCCGUCGACCUCCUAUUCACCACCAGAAACAUGGCAAUCAGGGCAUGCUACGUUUUAUGGGGAUGAAAGUGGUUCUGAGACUAUGGGAGGAGCGUGUGGGUACGGAAACUUGCAUGAUAGCGGCUACGGAUUUGAAACGGCAGCACUUAGCACGGUGAUGUUCAACAAUGGUAACGCUUGUGGUACGUGUUAUGAAAUCAAGUGUGUCAAUUCAAAAUGGUGCUUUACCGAUGCGCCUUCGAUUAAGAUCACGGCCACCAACCUCUGCCCUCCUAACUGGUACCAGGCCAACGAUGCCGGCGGGUGGUGCAACCCACCUCUCUCCCAUUUUGACUUGUCUAAACCCAUGUUCAUGAAGAUUGCUGAAUGGACUGCUGGCAUUAUUCCCGUCAGCUAUAGAAAGGUGUCAUGUGCAAGGACAGGAGGGAUUAGAUUUCAAUUCCAAGGGAAUCCAUAUUGGCUCCUAGUGUCUGUGUUGAACGUAGGAGGAGAUGGAGAUAUAUCCCAAAUGUGGGUGAAAGGUACUGAAACUGAUUGGGUUUUCAUGAGCCGUAAUUGGGGAGCAUCAUUCCAAGCAUUCUCCAAAUUAGGAGGCCAAUCUCUUUCUUUCAAGCUACAAAAUGCAGCUGGACAAAUUGUUAUAGCUUAUAAUGUUUGCCCUAUUUAUUGGUCUAUUGGGCUAACUUACGAAGCCAAUACCAACUUUUAUUAACUAAUUACCUAACCUAACCAGAAAAAUAAUGAUCGAUGAUUUAGGACCGUCACAUUAUUUACGGCUGGUAGUCUUAGAGAAUUGUUCAAUUAUGGAAUUGUAGCAAUUGUUAAUUAUUAUUGCUUGUUACAUAUGUAGCAUUCUUUAAUUUCUCUAUAUAAUUGAAGAAGGUCGGCUACUCAUUAUGUCCUUGCGUGUUUUUAAUGAAUCCAAACAUUUAGCA
This is a messenger RNA of Chenopodium quinoa (quinoa), 1253 nucleotides long. Its product is annotated as expansin-A18-like. The record is from RefSeq and is a predicted model, not a curated record. The transcript has 3 exons. NCBI's taxonomy places the organism in Eukaryota, Viridiplantae, Streptophyta, Magnoliopsida, Caryophyllales, Amaranthaceae. The coding region runs from base 209 to 1030 and encodes 273 amino acids. Gene Ontology annotation, cellular component: extracellular region. Gene Ontology annotation, biological process: plant-type cell wall organization.